UAGACUCGUCCACAGUCGCUUGGCAGAACACAACCACCCUUAACUUAAUCAUUUCGAUACAGGACAAACUAUAUACUGCAUCAGAUCCUCAUAGACAAUCUCUUUAAUCUAUUGCAAGAAAUAAUAAUCUACAGAAGGACUUGUUUAAGUCUAUUGACGUCCCUGGUUUAAAAUAACGAUCGUGAGUCCUGGUGGGUUUAUAGUUUGGAGGCAGGGUGCUUCGAUAGUCAGUUGUCUCUAGUGAUCAAAACAACGUGAACCUUCAGUCUACACGAACACCUUGACGAACACCAAACCAAAGCUCAUUUCUCACUUCAGUCCAGACUCUCCAAAGAUUGAGUUCAACUUGCAAGCAAGGUGGGAUUUAAUCAACGUCAAAACAGAGAUAAUCAUGCAGAACUACAUUCUCUCAAUCGCUCUGGUGGUCGCCAUGUUGGCACUGCUCGCCACGCCCACAACCUCCGAUGAAGCCCUCAAUGGCGACAUGGAAAUGGACGAGGAGGCAAUGCAGACACUGAAAGACCUUAUAGAGCAGUCGGGGAAACGAGUAGAGCGCUCAUGGCGUAAACCAUGCCAGGACAACUCCUGCAUCCAGUCUGGGAAUCGAGGUUGGAAGAGGACUGGACAAGCCGCCCGGGAUCCUAUCUCAGUCAACCAACGUGGUAGCCCCUUCAGUAUGGACAACUUUAAGUGUGUUGGUGAAAGCUGCAGCAGAGGCUGGAAGCGAACCCCAGAACAGAAGCGUUAAGCAACCAUCCAAAUGAGGCGGCAACCAGAUCACUAGUCUAGAGAAUAUAAUUUCAACGUGGACAAUAAUUUAAGAUCUAAUAAUUUUCAGUUUGUAGAAAUGAGUCAAUAUUUUGUACGUGCAAUACAAAUCGUCAAUAAUAGUCGGGUUUUAUUCAUCAUUGACUUUU
Messenger RNA from Asterias rubens (European starfish), 917 nucleotides. RefSeq lists its product as uncharacterized. Lineage: Eukaryota; Metazoa; Echinodermata; Asteroidea; Forcipulatida; Asteriidae. The coding region runs from base 392 to 748 and encodes 118 amino acids. The record is from RefSeq and is a predicted model, not a curated record. The transcript is spliced from 2 exons.